GUUGUCAGGUGGAGCCGGAGUCCUCGCGGCAGGCGAAGGUCCAGAGCCCCCGACCCCUCCCAGCCAUCCCGCGGGCGGGCGGCGCCCGCGUCCUGCCAAGGCCCCUCAACUUUACCUGGAGCCAGGGCAACAGUAGCCGCUGCCGGGGACUCGGCGGCAGUGGGGAACCCGGACCAGGGGGAGAGGACUUCCAGGAGACAAAGGCGCUGCCCGGGUGCCGUGGGCGUGGGCUGUCGCCUGUGGGGUCUUUGUGCGGACACGUGCAUUUCACGGUUGUGGGUCUUUGUGGAUUUGGGUUCGGGGACGUGCAACCGCCUGUGCCUUUGUGUGUCGCUGACUUUGCAUGGCUGUUUUGCGCCUGUGCCCACGUUUUGUGGACUCGCGUUUGGUUGUGGCUGCCGGUGGGCUCGCCGUUGUGUGUCCGCGUACGUGGUCUGUGCCUGUCGACGUGUCUGGGUUGGGUGUCGGUGGAGUGUGUGCGCUCUGAGAGCCAGACGCCGCCCUGACUCCUCGUUCCCCCGCUGACCACCCGCCCCCCGACUUGGCUUCAAACUUUUCUCGGGUUCCUCGGGAAACUACCCCGGACCCCGCUGCCGCAGCCCGGCGGGAACAGGGGUGGGAGAUCUCUGGCAGCCCGCCCCUCUUUCACCUCCUAAGGUCCUUAGGGCCGCGAGAGGAUGGGAUAGGAUUGGCGAGUGGUGGGGAAUCGGCAGCGCCUGAGGACUGGCCGGGGCCAGGACUGGGCGGAGCGUGCCGGACACCCGCACCGGACCCUGCUGGGAGGAGGGAGGGGAGCAGUUGGUCCUGGUCUCUGGCCUGAGUCUGGAGAGAGGAGGGAAGGCGCCUGGCGUUGCCUGCCCCGUGCUUCUUAGAAAGAGUGUGUGACCGACAGAGACCUGUCUGCUUGGUGGAGAGAUCGGCUCCAGCCCCCGGCUCCGCUUUGAGAUCCGCUCUGCGUUUGCAGCCAGCCCUCGGGGUGAGGGGACCAGCCCUCCGAUUCGCUCCCACCAUGCCGUGGCUGCUGCCGCUGCCUCUGCUGCUAUUGCUAGCUGUGAGUAGAGCCCAGACGACGCGGCCAUGCUUCCCUGGGUGCCAGUGUGAGGUGGAGACCUUUGGCUUGUUCGACAGCUUCAGCCUGACUCGAGUGGACUGCAGUGGUCUGGGCCCCCACAUCAUGCCCGUGCCCAUCCCUCUGGACACAGCCCACCUGGACCUGUCCUCCAACCGGCUGGAGAUGGUGAACGAGUCGGUAUUGGCCGGGCCAGGCUACACUACGCUGGCUGGUCUGGACCUCAGCCACAACCUGCUCACCAGCAUCUCACCCACUGCCUUCUCCCGCCUCCGCUACCUGGAAUCGCUUGACCUCAGCCACAAUGGCCUGGCAGCCCUGCCAGCUGAGAGCUUCACCAGCUCCCCGCUGAGUGACGUGAACCUUAGCCACAACCAGCUCCGGGAGGUCUCCAUAUCUGCCUUCACCACACACAACCAGGGCCGCGCGCUGCACGUGGACCUCUCCCACAACCUCAUCCACCGCCUGCUCCCCCAUCCGCCUCGUGCCAGCCUGCCCAUGCCCACCAUCCAGAGCCUGAACCUGGCCUGGAACCGGCUCCGUGCGGUGCCCAGUCUCCGAGACCUGCCCCUGCGCUACCUGAGCCUGGAUGGGAACCCUCUAGCUGCCAUUGGCCCGGGUGCCUUUGCAGGGCUGGCAGGCCUUACACACUUGUCACUAGCCAGCCUGCAGGGUCUCCCCCAGCUGGUGCCCCACAGCUUCCAUGAGCUACCAGGCCUACAGGUCCUGGACCUGUCAGGCAACCCCAAGCUCACGUGGGCAGGAGCUGAGGUGUUCUCGGGCCUGGGCUCGUUGCAGGAACUGGACCUGUCGGGCACGGGCCUGGUGCCUCUGCCAGAAGUGCUGCUCCGCCACCUCCCAGCACUGCAGAGCGUAAGCGUGGGCCAGGACACGAGGUGCCGGCGUCUGGUGCGGGAGGGCGCCUACCCACGGCAGCCUGGCUCUAGCCCCAAGGUGGCACUGCACUGCGGAGACACCCGGGAAUCUGCAGCCAGGGGCCCAGACAUCUUGUGACAAAUGGCAUGGCCUGGGGCCACAUGACAGACUGCUGCCCUGGGCUUGCUCGGGUCCCAAGUAACUUAUAUUUUAAUGUGCCAGUGUCGGCGGGGAGUCUGCAGGCCCAUGUGCUGGCAUCACUGCAGAGCUGCGGCCUAGAAGGGGCUUUGCUCCUGGGAGGAGAACCCAGGAAUAAAGUGUCCCUAUAUCUCUCUUUCCCCCUCCCCAAAACCACGAGCAGAGGGACUUGGAUGCCAAACCAGACUCUGGUUGCUUCCUGCUGUCCUCCACACUCGUUCCCCAAGUGCCUUCCCUCUUGCCUGGGCUGACCUGACCCGUGAUAGGAGGAGGGUGGGUAGGAGCUACUGCUGCAGGAGACUCAGGUCCACCGGGCUGUGUCCCUUGGGCCCACAGUCCAGUCACUCAGGGGCAGGAGUGUCUGUUGAUAUCCCCCUUCUUUGGUCUGGGUUCAUGAGGUUCACCUCACCACUUUUUUUUUCAUAGAAUCCUGGGUAGAACCUUAAUUACAGGAGGGACUGGAGAGAAAAAUCAAGUCCAUCCUCUUCAUAGAGCAGAGGAGAAAAUGAGGCCUGGAUGGGGAAACAUCCUAAUCUGAAAUCCUGCAGGGGCAGAGGCUUGACCAGAGCCCAGCUCAGGUCCUCUGCACUUACCUGUCUUCACAAGGUCUUCUCCUCCAUCUUCCCUUCCUGGGCUCCCCUUGCUGUUGCCUGUUCCAUUUCCCCUUCAUCCCCAGCAGCAGCAGUAGCAAGACAGGUGAGGGCCUCAGAGAUGGGACUCUGGGUCCAGCGAUCGUUCAUCUGGUGUAAGCAAAGUCAGUUCCCCUUCAGAGCCUCUGGAAGCCUGCCAGUUUCUCACUGUGGGAUGGGGGCCUCAGUAUCAAGACUGGAAUGAAUCCAUAUUUUCUUGAGACCCUUGCCUCUAGAUGCUUCCCCAAGUUGUCAAUGCAAUUCUGGAGUCCCAUCUGGCCAUGAGCUCCAAGAGGCCUCCUAGAUUCAGUCCCCAUGGGUCUGAACCCAAGAGUCCCUCCUACCCUCCCAGGAAUACAGCAGAAAGAGGCAGGGUCUCCCCACCCACAUUUAAGCUCCACCCCCAGGGCAGCAUCUCAGCAUCCCAACCCUGGGCUCUUUCCUUUGUCUUCAUUUUAUAAAAGUACUGCCUUUUUUAAUGGACUGUCACUUUCACACACACACAUACACACACAUACACACACACACACACACACAUACCUCUGCUGGCAGGGGAUGGAAACAUGUCAUUUGUAAAAGAAGAAAAAUGUUUGUUCACUUUUGUAAUACUGUAUCCUGGGCACAUGUUGGAGGUGUUGAGUAGAAGCCAGCCAUCAGUGGCCGUGUGAGCAUCGGGGCUGGUCUCACGGAGAUGCCCACAGGGCAGCAAGAGCUCUGGCUUUCCCCACCAGCCCAACCCAGCACCCGACUAGUCUGUGAUUUAAUAAGCACUAUAAAGAGUUCUUUUCCUCAUGCA
This is a messenger RNA of Sciurus carolinensis (gray squirrel), 3568 nucleotides long. RefSeq names its product tsukushi, small leucine rich proteoglycan (gene Tsku). Gene Ontology annotation, cellular component: extracellular matrix. Lineage: Eukaryota; Metazoa; Chordata; Mammalia; Rodentia; Sciuridae. Gene Ontology annotation, molecular function: protein binding. The coding region runs from base 1010 to 2083 and encodes 357 amino acids. The record is from RefSeq and is a predicted model, not a curated record. The transcript is spliced from 2 exons.